This is a messenger RNA of Annulohypoxylon maeteangense, 1386 nucleotides long. RefSeq lists its product as uncharacterized. NCBI's taxonomy places the organism in Eukaryota, Fungi, Ascomycota, Sordariomycetes, Xylariales, Hypoxylaceae. Gene Ontology annotation, molecular function: oxidoreductase activity. The record is from RefSeq and is a predicted model, not a curated record. The coding region runs from base 1 to 1386 and encodes 461 amino acids. The transcript is spliced from 3 exons.
AUGUUUGACAUAGUCGUUAUUGGCGCUGGUUAUAGUGGUCUUCAGGCCGCCUACUCUGCCCAGCAGGCUGGUUUGUCAGUUGCUGUUGUUGAGGCCCGUGAUCGCGUUGGCGGGAAGAGCUGGUCCGUCCCCCUGUCUAAUGGGCGCGGUGUUGCCGAUUUGGGGGCGGCAUGGGUGAAUGACACCCUUCAGCCUCGAAUCUGGUCCUACAUCAAACGCUUUGGCCUUCAAGAGAAUAUUGUGAAGCAGAGGUUGGGACAUACCGCCGUCUUGCUGACUGCUGAUGGUACUAGGAUCGAAUCCCCUCAAGGGGUUACCCCCGAGUUCUCAUCAGAAGAUAAAAAGAACUUAGAGAGGAUUCGGGAUCAUAUCCAAGCUGAAUCGUUGAAACCAAACGGCCUCCGUAAAGAGGACGAUGAUAUCUCCUUAGACCAAUAUGUACGCAACCUUGGUGGAAGCCCUCAAACAUUGGGAAUGGUGAACCUAUGGGUACGUGUAAUGCACGGGUUUGAGUCGACUGAAGAAUCGGCCGCUUGGUUCAUCGACUAUUGUCGCUCCAAUCGAGGUCUAUUGGCCAUUCGUGGUGAUGACGCAUCCGGUGGCAAUUAUAUGCGUCUCUCCUCAGGGACCCAGUCUGUCGCUAAGGGUAUUGCAAAUCUGAUAGGCCAUGGCAAGAUUCAUCUAUCUUCUCCGGUCGCGUCUAUUGAGGAUAACAAAACCUACGUCGCGAUAACCACGUCGAACGGAAAAGUUUUCAAUGCUAGAAAAGCUAUCAUCUCUAUCCCUAGUACUAUGUACAAGGAACUCAAUUUUUCGCCCCCACUUCCAGCUGCAGUUCAGGAGGUAACCAACGGAACAAGGCUUGGCCACUACAACAAAGCAAUUGUCUUCUAUGAACGACCUUGGUGGAGGGAUUUGGGUUUCAACGGAUUCUUCAUGAGUUAUAAUGGCCCUGCAUGCUUGGGUCGUGACACUAGUAUCGAUAAGGAUGGCGUCUAUAGCUUCACGUGCUUUGUCAACGGCGACGAAGGUAAGAAAUGGGCUAAGUUAUAUCCUCACGAGCGUCGCAAGGUAAUACUCGACGAAUUGGCCACCAUUUUCAACGUGGGGCCUGAUUCAGAAGUAUACCGACCUAUUGAGUUCUUCGAGCAAAUAUGGCAGCAUGAGACCUUCAGCAGAGGCGCUCUAGCCCCUGUCACAGCUCUUGGCCACUAUGCUAAAUUUGUUGAUGUGUAUGGAAAACCGGUUGGCAAUCUUCACUUUGUUGGGACUGAAUAUUCAACCGACUGGAAGGGUUAUAUGGAAGGAGCUCUUGCAUCCGGCGAGAAGGGGGCAAAGGAAGCUAUCGAUGCUAUUAGUAAGCAGACUCCUACAUCUAGACUAUAG